This is a messenger RNA of Gekko japonicus, 2947 nucleotides long. It is a transcript of the gene N4BP1, whose product is annotated as NEDD4 binding protein 1. Gene Ontology annotation, molecular function: RNA binding. Bases 1 to 2802 code for a protein of 933 amino acids. Gene Ontology annotation, biological process: negative regulation of protein ubiquitination; negative regulation of proteasomal ubiquitin-dependent protein catabolic process. Lineage: Eukaryota; Metazoa; Chordata; Lepidosauria; Squamata; Gekkonidae. The transcript has 7 exons. The record is from RefSeq and is a predicted model, not a curated record. Gene Ontology annotation, cellular component: nucleus; PML body.
AUGGUGACGUCAGCGCGGCAUAGUGAUGCAGGGCUAGCGCUACCAGUGCCCGGAGGCCUCCGCGCCGCUCCGCUGAUGGCGGCCUUCGCUAGCAGUAGCAGCAGCAGCGGGGGCGGGGCCCGGCCGGUGCUGGACGAGUUCACCGCCCCGGCGGAGAAGAGCGGCCUCCUGAAGCGGAGCUGCGGCGGCAUCGAGCGCCUCUUCCGGGUGCGCCUGGCCGUGCUGGGGGAGCUGGGCGGAGGGGCCUGGGCGCCCCUGGGGGUCCGGCAGCCCCGGCAGGGCGAGCGCCGCAUCUGGCUCAGCCUCCUCGGCGACCGGGAGAGCGUCCGCAGCGCCAAGGAAUACAUUAAAGGAAUUUGCGAACCUGAAUUAGAAGAGCGGGAGUAUUAUCCCAAAGAUAUGCAUUGUAUAUUUGUAGGCGCCCAGAGCCUCUUCCUGAAUUGCCUCAUUCAGGAUACCUGCGCCGAUAUCAGCGUUGCAGAGACGGGGUUGCUGAAUAUCAAAGGCAGUGCUGAGCCUGUGGUCAUGGCCAGAAGCCACAUUCAGCAGCUGGUGAGCCUCUUCAGGAACAACGAAAACCUACUGAACGGCCGAGAGUCGGAAGUAAAGAAGCGGUUCAAACACCUUGUUGAGGCCCAUGCAGAUAAGUAUACAAUGGACCUGUUGAUCUUACCUAGCUCGCUGAAGAGAGAACUGCUCAACCUUGCGCGGGCCGAGAGUUGCAGAGCGGAAGACAAAACUGUGAACCUUACCGAGGCUGAUGGGGCACCGGAACUUCUCCCAAACGAAGCUCCGAAACAGUGCGCCAGAAGCUGCGAUUUUGGAACGGGACAGGAGGAAGCGCGAAACAACGCAGGGACUCCAGUCACGGAGCUAACCAAGCAGAUGGACACCAUCUUCCCUCAGAGCCCCGAAAAGCAUUUUGUACCCAUAAAUGGUCUGAGUUCACUAGAGAUGUCUGUAGGCAAAGAGAGGCAGUCGUGUAAACGGAGAUCCUCAGAGUCUGAGGAGCGGCUUCCGAAGAAGCAGUUUUCUCUGGAAAACAAUCAGGAGAACGAACGGAAGGGAUGCGGCACACCUGGCGAUGUGUUGGCGAUCAGUCUGGCUGCCAACAGCAGCGACAAGUCAGAGGAUCUGAGCCCGUGCGCUAAAGAAGGUGACGAGAUAAGCGAGGAAAAGGAAUACAUGUUUUUGGUCGACUUCUUCAAAAGCAUGGGCUAUUCGCAGCACAUUGUCGAGAAGGUGAUUGGCGAACACGGACAGUUGACAGAACCCCUCCUGCUGCUGAAAGAAAUUGUAAAGGAGAGCGACAAGUCCUCCGAAGAGGAAGAACAGACUGUUCAGGCAGCACAAGCUAUGAAAGGCAAAUGCAGUCCCAGUAACAACCAGCACUGUGACCUGGGCCAUAAUUCAGAAGAGCCAAAAUACGCAAAACACAACGUGGUAUCUCGUCCCGGGGCACAGUACAAGACUGAACGCGAAUCGCAUUCACCGGACAGUGAAAAUAAAACUCUCCUUGCUUGUGACAGAAGUCCAGUGCACAAAGAUCACCGCAGUCACGGGGGCUUGAACUAUUGUUCUGAACAGUCUCGGGUUUCCCAGAAAAGCGCGAUAGAAAGCGAUGGCCACGUGGUGGCACAUGACAAAACUCAGGGGUUAACGAAAGAUAGGAAACCAAAAGAUACCGUCUUGGUCGCAAGAGGGACCACGGAGACCUCUCGCCAGCCAAUUCAGAAAGAAACUGUGGUGGCUCAGACAUGUGCCGAUCAGCCAGCCGCGAAGCAGGAUCAGAGGGGCUGGUGUAACCCUUUGCAGCACAGAGCCCGGCAGCUCCCUCCUCAAACAGCGAAUCUUCCCGAACAUUCUGCUCAUUAUCCAGAAAGCAGACCAGGGGUUUCGUACGGUUAUCACGCCGACCCCUCAGUCACCGGGGUUCAGAGGUUUCUGGAAUCCCUGAAAACGCCUUACAAGCUGGAACUGAAAAAUGAGCCGGGCAGAGCACACUUGAAGCAUAUCAUAAUAGACGGCAGCAACGUGGCAAUCUCUCAUGGUCUAAACAAGUUCUUCUCCUGUCGGGGGAUUGCAAUCGCAGUUGAAUAUUUCUGGAAGCGCGGCCACCGAAGGAUUACUGUGUUUGUCCCGCAGUGGCGAACGAGGCGGGACCCUUCUGUCACAGAACAGCACUUCUUAACCCAGCUCCAGGAUAUUGGUAUUUUGGCCCUCACUCCUGCAAGAGUUGUUUUGGGAGCCAGGAUCGCGUCUCACGAUGACAGGUUUUUGCUCCAUCUGGCCGAGAGAACUGACGGGGUGAUCGUGACCAACGAUAAUCUGAGAGAAUUUAUAGAUGAAUCGACGUCCUGGAGAGAAAUCAUUCAAAGGAGGCUGCUGCAGUACACUUUUGUUGGAGACAUCUUUAUGGUUCCUGAUGAUCCGAUGGGGCGGAAUGGACCGGGAUUGGAAAUCUUCCUCCAAGACGAGCCCCGUGUCAGGGGCAUCCCAUCCCAUAACGGCCUGGCAAGUGGAAAGCUUCCUCGUCCUGGGAAACCACACUUCCUCACGCAGCCCAGCAGUAGCGAACAAUCGGCAAACGGCUCGUUAUCCUUCUCGCUGUUCCCACCAACACCCCUGCCGAACACAGCGAUCCCCCCACAUCCAAGAUCCGCCGCAGAAACAAGCCACUUAAAAGAAGCCUUGAAAAAAAUAUUCCCUACCUCUGAGCAGAGGGCGAAGAUUGAGGAAAUACUUGUGCAGCAUCCCCACAUGAGAGACAUGAACGCACUCUCUGCCAUGGUACUUGAUUAAGGGCGAUGAGCCACGACCCUCGAAUUUGCAGUUUGGAUUGUUUAAUAUAAAGAUGAUUCUAAGCUGGUGCCAGGCCAUCUGUGAAUAGCCAAAGCUUAAUCCUUUUUGUAUAAAACCAUUGUGAAUAUUCAAAGGAUGUGCGGAU